AUGGGAGAACCCGAUAUAAAUACAUUAAUUGCGCGACGCGGCCAAAUAAAGGCUAUAGUAACUCGGUUUCAAAAUUAUCUGAAAUCACCCGAUUGCGACACAAAACAAAUACCACCACGUCAGCUCAAAAUAGAAGAAGCUUGGCAAAACUUCGAGUUAGUGCAAACAGCGAUUGAAGAAUUAGAAAAUAGUAUUGGCAUAACAGAUCAUUCACAAUAUAGAAUUGAUUUUGAAAAUUUAUUUUUUGAGACGGUUGCGGAGGCCGAACAAAAAAUUAGUUCUAUUAGAGCAAACCAAAACGAAACAUCAUUCCGUAACUCGAAUAACGGAGAGAACAUUAAUUCGACAUCUUCGAUCAUAAAAUUGGCAGCGUUAAAUAUACCAGUAUUUAAUGGUAAUUAUAAUGACUGGGUACCGUUUAAAGAUAUUUUUACUGCAUUAAUUCACACAAAUAGUAAUUUAACAUCAAUUCAAAAAUUCUUUUAUUUACGUUCUUCUCUUAACGGUGAUGCAGCAAAUUGCAUAAAAAAUUUUGAAACUACGGCUUUAAAUUACGAACACGCCUGGAAAACGUUAACUGCGCGUUACAAUAAUGAAAAAUUAUUAAUUCAAUGUCAUGUAAAAGAUAUUUGUGAGUUAAACGUAGUUAAAGAUAAUUCAUCGGAUAGUUUGCGAAUGUUUUCGGAUUCACUGCGUGCUCAUAUAUCGGCACUCGAAGCGUUAAAGCAACGACCAACCGAUUGGGGUCCGCUACUAAUACACAUAAUAUGUUCAAAAUUAGACUCAAACACGCUCACUAAAUGGGAGGUGAAAUCGCCAAAAACCGAAAUUCCAAAGAUCGAAGAUCUAAUGAUAUUUUUAAACGAUCGUGCACAGAUUCUAGAAGCAGUAGAAUCGUCGAAAAAUCUUAUAAAUAAUAUAAAUACUAUAUCGACAUCGGAAAUUAAAGACAAAGUUAAUCGAAAAAAUAGUCACAAUAAAACUCGCACAACUUCUAUGGCGUUCACAACCACCGCCGAAGUAAGCUGUUUUAUAUGUUACUUAAAACAUACUAUUUACAAAUGUCCCACGUUUUUGGCACUAUCAAUAAACGAUCGUAUUAAAAAGGUUAAUGAAAUUGAAUUGUGUAAAUUAUGUUUACGUAAACAUGAUUCAAAAAAAAGGUGGUUAUCCCGAAAUUGUUUCAAAUGCGGAAAAACACAUAAUACAUUACUACAUAUUGUCCAACAUAAAAUUAAUAAUAAUGCGAGAUCGACAACGGAAGAAAAAUCAAAUCCCUCUUCAACUCAAAUCGACGGAAAUUCCACGAUAAACGCGCAUUCGCAUGACAAAAACCACGAACAGGUACUUUUAUCGACAGCGAUCGUACGAGCAUUUGGCGAAAAUAAAAGUUCGUCAUUAUGUCGUGCAUUAUUAGAUUCCGGUUCACAAAGUAAUUUCAUUACUGAAGAAUUGGUACAAUGCAUAAAAUUAAAAAGAACGAAAACUAAUCAUCAAAUUAGUGGUAUCGAAACAACAGUACAGCAUGCCCAUUCGUACGUUAUCGCUCAAAUGAAAUCAAAAUUUAACGACUAUAGUAUUACCUUAAAAAUGUUAGUAGUGUCGAAGAUUACGAACGAUAUACCGGCGAAACACAUAUAUAAUACAGGUCAAGUACCGCAGAACGUAAGUUUAGCUGACCCACUAUUCUGGUCUCCACAGAAAGUUGAUUUAUUAAUAGGCGCGACACAUUUCUACGAUUUAAUGGGUGAACGUCGAAUUACACCUGCACCAAACGGUCCAAUAUUUCAAGAGACAAAGCUCGGAUGGGUAGUAUCGGGGCCUAUACAAAUGUACAAUCAUAUGGUUGAACCGUUAAGUAACAGUAUAUGUCACACUGCGUUGACACAUACCGACUUGACAUUAGAAAAUAUGUUACCACGAUUUUGGCGUGUAGAAGAAUUUGAAGGAGAUAACACCUAUACUAUUGAAGAAAAGACAUGCAAAAGUUUUUUUGACAAAACGGUGAUAAGAGAACCAGAUGGUCGAUUUACCGUACAUUUACCAUUUCGUGAAAAUUCAUUACGCUUAGGCGAGUCUUACAAUAUCGCUAAGCGUCAUCUAUUAAAUCUGGAAAGUCAUUUUUCAAACAAUGCAAGAUUAAAAAAUGAAUAUACACAUUUUAUGAAUGAGUAUAUAAGUUUAGGACACAUGGAACGAGUACAAGACGACCCAAUUAACGAUAAAAAAUAA
This is a messenger RNA of Sipha flava (yellow sugarcane aphid), 2232 nucleotides long. RefSeq lists its product as uncharacterized. The record is from RefSeq and is a predicted model, not a curated record. NCBI's taxonomy places the organism in Eukaryota, Metazoa, Arthropoda, Insecta, Hemiptera, Aphididae. Bases 1 to 2232 code for a protein of 743 amino acids. The transcript has a single exon.